Messenger RNA from Cryptomeria japonica (Japanese cedar), 1197 nucleotides. RefSeq names its product NAD(P)H-quinone oxidoreductase subunit S, chloroplastic. The record is from RefSeq and is a predicted model, not a curated record. Gene Ontology annotation, biological process: photosynthetic electron transport chain. NCBI's taxonomy places the organism in Eukaryota, Viridiplantae, Streptophyta, Pinopsida, Cupressales, Cupressaceae. Bases 277 to 1008 code for a protein of 243 amino acids. The transcript has a single exon.
UUGUAUUUACAGAACGGAGGGACUACUUGGUGGCAUCGGCCAGAAGUCGAUUCCGUUUGUUACAUAACAGAGAAACUUAAAAAGUUCUCUACGCCUCUCACGAAUUGACAUGAAAGUAAUUAUUCACCACAAAACGAGUCUCCUCCAAUGAAGGGAAAAUUGUCGCCGAAACGAAAGUAAAGGUGAGGUUGACAACAUGUGGACGAUGUGAGUGCUCCAUAGCCACAUACAGAGCAGCUAUUUGUUCAAUUUUUUUAAUAAUCUCAGACCCAGAUCAUGGCGUCCCUCAUACCGUUCAAGUUUCCAACAUCUGCUUCUUACACAUCAACAUUUACACUUGAUGAAAAACACAAUUUUGCAGGCCAUUUAACGGAUUCCACCACAUGGCUUCCUAAAGUUAGGCCUUCCAGAUUGAUGACUAGAGCAGAAAAAAAAUUCAACCUGUGGGAGCUAUUAGGAGGAAGAGGACUUGCAGGAGGUGAAGAACGAGUUAUAACAGAGUUCCAGAAACAAAUACCGUCUAAUUCAAUUGAGCAGCCUUCAAAGUUUUCAAGUGAAGAUCAAAAUGAGCAGAAAGGCCCUGCAGGUAUGGUUUCUGCUACUUCUACUGUUGAUGAUAGUGCCUUCGAGAAGGAACUACAAGGUUUGACAGGUGGGUUCCCUGGUGGUGAAAAGGGCUUACAAAAAUUUCUUAAGGAUAACCCACCUCCAGCUAAACAAUUUGGUUCCUCUGAAUCGGAAACUAUGAAUUUGUCAAAGUCUAAGGCGCCACCCUUACCACUUUUAAUGCCAGGUAUGAUUGUAAUUGUAAAGAAUCCCAAGAACCCUUAUCACAUGUACAGUGGAAUUGUGCAGAGGGUUACUGAUGGAAAGGCUGGAGUGCUUUUUGAGGGUGGGAAUUGGGAUAAACUUGUGACUUUCAAGCUUGAGGAUUUGGAAAGAAGGUCCAAGGGUCCACCCAUGUCAAAUCCGAAGUCUGCGAUUCUGGAAAAUAUUAAUAUCCCAUGAAUUUUAAAAUUUUUUGGUCUGUUUGAUUGGAAGAAUAUUUUUAGCAGCAUUGUUAGGUAAACAUGUAAUUCAUUUGUAUCUUUUUCAGUGAGCUAAUGAGGAUUUGUAGAAAAAAUUCGAUCCGUUUGUAAGCAGCACUGAAUUCAUUUGUAUCAUUUUCAGUAAGCAAUUGAAGAUUUAUUUGAUUUU